AUGUUUCUCGUAUCUACAAUUUUAAUAAUUUUAUUAAUUUAUUUAUACCUAAAAUGGAAUUAUUCCUACUGGAAGCGAAUGGGACUGGCAUAUCUAGAACCAGAAUUAAUAUACGGAAACACAAAGGAAUUCCUGACUAGGAGCUUGUCUUUCGGGGAUCAAUUCGUUAAAUUAUACAACCAACUAAAAUCAAGAGGACUGAAACAUGGUGGAGUAUUUUUGAUGCAACGUCCUACGUAUAUGCCGAUAGAUUUGGAUAUCGUGAAGAAUAUUUUGCAAAGGGAUUUCAGUUAUUUCGUGAAUCAUGGGAUGUUUUUUAACGAGGAAGUUGAUCCUCUUACGGGGCAUUUAUUUAACCUGGAAGAUGAAAAAUGGAGAAAACUUAGAGCGAAAUUAACGCCAACAUUUACGUCAGGUAAAAUGAAAAUGAUGUUCUCCACUAUGGUCGAGUGCACAGAGGGCUUGGAACACAUCUUGGAAGAAUACUCAAGGCUGCAAGACGGUAUAGAUAUAAAAGAUGUAGCAUCUAGAUUUACCACUGAUGUAAUAGGAUCUGUAGCUUUCGGUAUCGAUUGCAACAGUUUAAAAAACCCCAAUUCUGAAUUUAGACAGUUCGCGAAGAAAAUUUUCGAACAGAGCACUAUAAGACGUUUGAGAAACAUCUUUAGUACACUAGUACCAAGACAUAUUUUAAUAAAAUUCAAAUAUAAGCAAACAAAUCCCGAAGUAGAAGAGUUUUUCAUGGGAGUAGUAGAAAGCACUGUAAAUUAUAGAGAAAAAAAUAACGUAUAUAGAAAAGACUUCAUGCAUCUGUUAUUACAAUUAAAGAAUAGAGGAACCGUUGUUGACGACGAACAAAUCAUUGUUAAAGAAGAAAGAAACAAAGACGGCCAUUUUCUCACCCUUAAUGAAGUAGCUGCACAAUGUUUCGUGUUUUUCGUAGCAGGUUUCGAAACGUCGGCCACGACUAUGACGUUUGCUCUUUUAGAAUUAGCCCUGAAUCUUGAUAUUCAGGAUAAAUUAAGGAAAGAAAUAGAAUCUGUUUUGAAGAAGUAUGGAAAUAAUAUAACGUACGAAGCUGUGAUGGAUAUGACGUACUUAGACAAAGUUGUUCAUGAAACUUUGCGAAAACAUCCUCCAAUACCAGGAGCCCCACGUGUGUGCAACAAACCAUACACCAUUCCAAAUACGAAUGUAACUUUAGAAGUUGGUACCAGAGUGCAUAUUCCAUUCCAAGCAAUUCAAAGAGAUCCUGAACAUUAUCCUGAUCCGGAAAAAUUUGAUCCAGAACGGUUUAGUGAAGAGAACAAAGCAAAGAGGCAUCCAUUUGCUUUUAUACCUUUUGGAGAAGGGCCAAGGAUUUGUAUUGGUUCUAGAUUUGGAAUGCUGCAAGCAAAAGUUGGGUUGGUAUCUAUAAUCAAGAAUUUCAAAGUAACUUUAAAUGCUAAAACUCCAGUUCCGAUUAGAUACACGACAAAAGCUUUUGUUACAGCAGUUGAAGGAGGUGUUUGGUUAAACGUUACUAAAUUGGAAUAG
Molecule: messenger RNA, 1536 nt
Organism: Psylliodes chrysocephalus
Lineage: Eukaryota; Metazoa; Arthropoda; Insecta; Coleoptera; Chrysomelidae
Source: the annotation of a GenBank genome assembly